AGCCAUAACGUUUCCUUUUUAGGAAAGCCAAAACAUAUGUUCUUUAAAGUAUUUCAAAAAAUGUAACAAAAACUGUUAGUAAACAUGAUGUUAUUUAUAGUACUGUUAUUUGUAUGUUAUCCCUUACAUAUAUAUUCAUUUGAAAUAUGCAAUGAAAACGAGACUAUUCAAUGCCGAAAGUUAAAUAACAAUCUAAGAGAUAAUUGCUAUACUGAAGUUAGUAUCAGUGCAGAAAAUUGUUGCCUUCCAAAUUUCAUAAGGAGCGAUCAUGUAAAAAUCGAUUUUGGAGAUGUUUUUCUGCAGUUAGAGCAAGAAACUCUUCAUAACUUUCUUUCUAUGAACAUAUAUCCUACAGUCGAAUGGAAAAAGGCUCUAGUGAAGUUAUCAGAGUAUGGAAAUUAUCAGUCAUGUAAAAUUUUCAAUGUGGGCAAAGAUGAUGAUUCUAUGGAUUUAUUAAAAUAUGAUUGUAACUGGAAAGGAAUAGAAGGGAUUGAAAAGCCAUUCUUGUUAGAGAUCAGUUCUGAAUACAACAGUCAAUAUGCACACAAAAAGAUUUUGUUUAGUAUUCCUGAUUCUGUGUACUUUAGAAACACUGUGCCUCCUACCAAACGUCAAAUUUUUUCCUACAUAGACUUUACAAAUGCCAACAGAAUUAUUUUAAAGAUCCAACCAUUGCCGGAAAUUUAUAAAGUCAGCCACUACAAGGUGGAGGUGUUCAGGGAAAAAGAAAAACAUUCCCUCAUGCUGGAUGUGAGACUGUUAGCAGCCGAGCAAGGAAAGUCAAUUGAUUUUGAGUAUAUUACGUAUAGUGAAGAAGGUGACUACUAUUUUGCGGUUUCAGUAAUCGCAAAGAGUUGUCCAGAGGAUAUUUGUUUUAAAACUUUCACUCCCAAAGUACAUAUCGUUCGAAAAGGAAGACCUUUGGUGAUUGGUAUUGUAGGUGCUAGCUUUUUGAUUCCAUUUGUUUUAUUUUCUCUGUAUCUAUGGAAUCAUAAAUACCGCAAUCAGGGUGAAUUUCUAAACGAACCAAUCCAAAAAGUGAUAGUUCUCUUUAAGCCAUCUUUCGAAAAGCACAACGAAGUAGUCCAAGCGAUCAUCGAUUGCAUCGAAAGUUUUUCCGAACCAGAGACAAUCGUCGAUCGAAUUAAUCUAACUAAAGUAAAGGAAAAAAGCGUCGAGAAGUUUUGUAGCGAUAAUCUGAUACUAUCGACUCAUAUCGUCUAUGUGAAUCCCCCGUACACGGACGACGAUUCAUCUGGCUUGGACUACAUGACCUUCAACUUCAUUAAAGAAGAAACAAAGAAGAAUUCUAGUGAUAGGAAGCUGUUGGUCGUGCGCUUACCGUAUUCUAAGAAGGACGUCCCUUCUAUCCUAUCUAGAGCUGCUCAUUUCGAUCUAGUCCAUGACUUUCCAGCUUUUAUAAACAGCUUUUCUAGUAUCGAUGUACAAGCUGAUUAUUCUAAACUUCCAACGUAUAUGGAACUGUCUAAGAAAAUAGAGGUAGCUAACAUAGAGGCUGAUAAUAUAAACGUCGUGCCUGAAAUUGUUGUGACUGAAGACAUUGACGAGCCUAAGGAACUUGAUGGACUUAUACAAACAUAGUUUCCUACAUACACUUCUUAAAGUAAAGAAAGAUUACUACUUUCUGAGCAGCGAAUGAUUUUUUAGAGUUGCCACAUGUAUACAAAUAUUCUUGAGAGGUAAGUAUUUUGAAAAGUUUUGUGGAUUUACAGUCGAUCUUUUUAAUUUCACCCCCAGGAAGGGUUCAAGAUAUUUGACGAGUGUAAGGGGUGACAGUUGUUUACAGUUUCGGACAUUAGCCAAAUUUGCAUCUACUACUAUAGUUACUCUGGGUCUUGUACCUGAUAUCAAUCUUGGUAAAUUUUGUAUCAGCGUAGACAGGUAUUUAAAAAAAAAACAGUGUUUGGUUUAGCUUUAGUUAUCUUGACCAUAAAAACUUCGUUCAAAAUUACUUUUUUAUGGUCUGUGUUUGUUGUAAAAUGUUUGCCAAACUCUGCUUGUAGAACUUUUAGAUCAUAGAAACUGUCAAAGUGUUGUUUAUGAACUUUGUAAGGGUUUCCUUUCUUUUUAUCUCUAAUUGUGCACGAGUAUACAGAGAUGGAAUUAACUGCAUCAUCAUUGUGGAUUACAAUAUUUUCUUGAACACAAUGGGUGUUGGCAAAUGGUUCCUCCCGUGCCAUAUCAGAAUUAUCCGACGUUGUGCGGUCUAUUAUAGGAAUUGAUACAUAAGACUAUCUGUAGUUCAUCUAUAUGAACCACAGUAAGUAAACUCUCUUUUAGUAUAUUGUUUUGAAUUGCCUAUUCUUGAAAAAAAAAACAUUUGAAUGAACCCAUUUG
Molecule: messenger RNA, 2358 nt
Organism: Diabrotica balteata
Lineage: Eukaryota; Metazoa; Arthropoda; Insecta; Coleoptera; Chrysomelidae
Source: the annotation of a GenBank genome assembly